Messenger RNA from Cololabis saira (Pacific saury), 1553 nucleotides. RefSeq names its product myristoylated alanine-rich protein kinase C substrate a (gene marcksa). Gene Ontology annotation, molecular function: calmodulin binding; actin filament binding. Gene Ontology annotation, cellular component: plasma membrane; cytoplasm; actin filament bundle. The coding region runs from base 302 to 1207 and encodes 301 amino acids. Gene Ontology annotation, biological process: central nervous system development; actin filament organization. Lineage: Eukaryota; Metazoa; Chordata; Actinopteri; Beloniformes; Belonidae. The transcript is spliced from 2 exons. The record is from RefSeq and is a predicted model, not a curated record.
UCUUAUUAACGUCCAGACGCGCUUUCUGCUGCCGCUGCCGAGCCGAGCUGGGAUUUAUCACGUCUGUUCGCCGGGAAAACCUUUUACUCUGCAAGCCCCGUCCCGAGUCUGCAGGGAAAGGGAUUUACCUGUGAUUUAUUUUUAAUUUUUUAAUUUUUCCCUGUGUGUGUGAGUGUGUGUGCAGAAACAAAGAGCCGCGGAGCGCCUCGCAUUCACACACAAAGAGGCUUGUGGAUCUUUUGUUUGCCUCCUUUUUCUUUUCUUUUUUUUUUCGGGGUUCUUUUGUUGGAGUGAAACCAUCAUGGGAGCGCAGUUGUCUAAGACCGCCGGGAAGGCGGAGACGGCGGUGGAGAAGCCUGGGGAGGCUGCGGCUUCCCCGGCCAAGAGCAACGGCCAGGAAAACGGGCACGUCAAAGCGAACGGGGACGCCUCUCCUGCGGCCGAGAACGGAAAAGAGGAGGUGCAGGUCAACGGCAACGCCGCAGCCGAGGAGGCCCCCAAGGAGGAGGCCCCCAAGGAGGAGGCGGAGAAGGCCGAGGCCGCCCCGGCUGAGAAGGAUGCCGGCGCCGCCGGCGAGGAAAACGUAGAGAACGCUGCUUCUCCAGCCCCUGCGGAGGGCGAGGGCAACGGCGCAGCCAAGGCCGAGGAGGAGGGCGCGACGCCGUCCGCCAGCAACGAGACCCCCAAGAAGAAGAAGAAGAAGUUCUCCUUCAAGAAGUCGUUCAAGCUCAGCGGCUUUUCCUUCAAGAAGACCAAAAAGGAGACGGGCGACGGGGCAGAGAGCGAGGAAGCGGCGGCCCCGGCUGCGGAGGCAGAGGCCCCCACAGAGGAGGCCCAGCCCGCCGAGGGCGCGGAGGAGCCCGCUGCCGCCGCCAGCGAGGAGCCCAAGCCUGCAGAGGAGGAAGCGGCGCCGCCUGCCGCUGAGCCAGCCAAGGAGGAGGUGGAGGCCAAGCCAGAGGAGGCAGCGCCGGCGGAGGAGAAGCCUGCCGAGGAGGCUGCCGCUCCCGCCGCCGCAGAGGAGCCGGCGGAGCCAGCGGGGCCCGUCGCCGCAGAGGAACCCAAAGCCGAGGAGCCCAAAGCAGAGGAGCCCAAAGCAGAGGAGCCCAAAGCCCAGGAGCCCAAAGCCCAGGAGCCCAAAGCCCAGGAGCCCUCACAGGAAGCAGGAUCAGGUGAAACCUCCGCCGCCGCCGCCGCGUCCGAGGAGUGAGGCCCCCCCACCCAGGAGGGAAGUUACACCAGAUAAUCAAAGAACAUUUCCCUGUUUCUACGGUAGCGGUUUGGAGAACUUUCUGCAAACGGAGAUAUUUUAAAGCUUUUUUUUGUUUUUUUUUGCCCCCUCCCCCUUCUUUAUACAAAACCCAUCUCAGUCCAGUGAUACUAGCAUUCCAACGGGCGGGACGCGGGUGGCUUCGAAAUGUAAAACCGCUCUAAUACAUUCACACCCUGCCAUAUAUUUUUACAUCAGUAUUAUUAUUUUUUAUUUUAUUUUUUUUUUUCCUCUUAUUUUUCUACAAGACGUAGUACGGACGGCCCGUGGAGCGGAGGAGGAGGAG